Molecule: messenger RNA, 1359 nt
Organism: Neogale vison (American mink)
Lineage: Eukaryota; Metazoa; Chordata; Mammalia; Carnivora; Mustelidae
Gene: GABRD
Product: gamma-aminobutyric acid type A receptor subunit delta
Exons: 9
Coding region: 1-1359 (452 amino acids)
Biological process (GO): chemical synaptic transmission; signal transduction; nervous system process
Cellular component (GO): membrane; synapse; GABA-A receptor complex
Molecular function (GO): extracellular ligand-gated monoatomic ion channel activity; GABA-A receptor activity; neurotransmitter receptor activity
Source: RefSeq, a predicted model, not a curated record
AUGGACACGCUGACCGGGCUGCUGCCCCCGCUCCUGCUGCUCUGCGCGCAGCAGCCCCGCGGCGCCAGAGCGAUGAAUGAUAUUGGGGACUAUGUCGGCUCUAACCUGGAGAUAUCCUGGCUCCCCAACCUGGAUGGCCUGAUGGAAGGCUACGCUCGCAACUUCCGGCCGGGCAUCGGAGGGCCCCCUGUGAACGUGGCCCUCGCCAUCGAGGUGGCCAGCAUCGACCACAUCUCGGAGGCGAACAUGGAGUACACCAUGACGGUGUUUCUGCACCAGAGCUGGCGUGACAGCAGGCUGGCCUACAACCACACCAACGAGACUCUGGGGCUGGACAGCCGCUUCGUGGAUAAGCUGUGGCUCCCAGACACCUUUAUUGUGAACGCCAAGUCCGCCUGGUUCCAUGACGUGACGGUAGAGAACAAGCUCAUCCGGCUGCAGCCCGACGGGGUGAUCCUUUACAGCAUCCGAAUCACGUCCACGGUGGCCUGCGACAUGGACCUGGCCAAGUACCCCAUGGACGAGCAGGAGUGCAUGCUCCUCCUGGAGAGCUACGGCUACUCGUCCGAGGACGUGGUGUACUACUGGUCGGAGAACCAGGAGCGGAUCCACGGGCUCAACGAGCUGCACCUGGCCCAGUUCACCAUCACCAGCCACCGCUUCACGGCCGAGCUGAGGAACUUCAAAUCCGCCGGCCAGUUCCCCCGGCUCAGCCUGCAUUUCCGCCUCCGGAGGAACCGGGGUGUCUACAUCAUCCAGUCCUACAUGCCGUCCGUGCUCCUCGUCGCCAUGUCCUGGGUCUCCUUCUGGAUCAGCCAGGCGGCAGUGCCGGCCAGGGUGUCUCUAGGUAUUACCACGGUGCUCACCAUGACCACGCUGAUGGUCAGUGCCCGCUCCUCCCUCCCGCGGGCCUCGGCCAUCAAGGCCCUCGAUGUGUACUUCUGGAUCUGCUAUGUCUUCGUGUUUGCCGCGUUGGUGGAGUAUGCCUUCGCCCACUUCAAUGCUGACUACCGGAAGAAGCAGAAGGCCAAGGUCAAGGUCAAGGAGCAGAAAGCAGAGAUGGACGUGAAGAACGCCAUCGUGCUCCUCUCCCUGUCGGCCGCCGGCGCCACCCAGGAGCUGGCCGUGUCCCGCCGGCGCUGCCGCGGGCCUGCGAACCUCGUGGGCUCCUACCGGUGUGUGGAGAUGGAGACCGGAGAGGCCAGGAAGCGGGGGGCGGGCCGCCCGGGGGGCCAGGGAGGCCUCCGUGCGCUCUUCAAGCCCAUCGACGCCGACACCAUCGACAUCUACGCCCGCGUGGUGUUCCCGGCGGCCUUCGUGGCCGUCAACGUCCUCUACUGGGCGGCCUACGCCAUGUGA